Molecule: messenger RNA, 2154 nt
Organism: Hyla sarda
Lineage: Eukaryota; Metazoa; Chordata; Amphibia; Anura; Hylidae
Gene: PGAP4
Product: post-GPI attachment to proteins GalNAc transferase 4
Exons: 2
Coding region: 289-1482 (397 amino acids)
Biological process (GO): GPI anchor biosynthetic process
Cellular component (GO): Golgi membrane
Molecular function (GO): glycosyltransferase activity
Source: RefSeq, a predicted model, not a curated record
UUCUUUACUACGACAGAACGGGUAAAGGUGCGGGUGAAGUGGGUGUGAUGUGGCCCUGUGCUGGCUCGGUAUCAAAUCUUUAAGUAAACAUUGUGGGUGACGCCCAAGAACAGACGACUGCACGGCGACUAUGCCUGCGGGAUCACACGGAGCCAGGUACACGGGCAGAACAGAUUGAGGGACCCCUCUAAACUACAAGACAUGAUGGCUGAAGGUGAUAGGCUCUCACUCAUGGUAGUCAAGGACUGGUGGCCCAAUGAAUGCUGAAAGUAAUCAAAAUCCCGCACCAUGCGCUGGUCUCCUGUGGUCAGGACUCCUUGCUUCCAUCUUUCAGCCCUCUUCAUCUUUACUCUAUUUCUGGCUUCUACUUGUUUCCAUGGCCUUCUGUAUUCUCCCUUGUUUCUACGCCAACGCCACCUCCAGCAAAUGAGUCGAGAUUUCUUACGGGAGAACCUGAAGGACGGGACAGACGCCUUGAAACACUUCCAGCAGUUUGUUCCAAUGGGACCCAGUAACAACUCUGUCCCUUGUAACCACAGACCCAUGGAGAGCCUGAAGGGUCCUGGUCCCCCCCUUCUUAUCACCAUCAUCACGACCAGACGCCGGCCUGAGUAUCACUACCUCCUACAAGUUGCACGUGGAUUUCUGGAUCGGCUGAAUGACUGUGGCCCAGAAUGUUCUGAUUUUAAGCUUUUAGUUUGCAAUGUGGACCCUUUGCCCAAUGCCCACGAUGACGCUUGCCUCCUCUCCCACCUCUUGCCAUCAGUGGCGCGCCAUCUUAGUGAACACGUAGCUGAAGCUCCCAAUCGCUUUGAGCAGGAGAAGCAGGACUAUGUGUACUGCCUGUCCCGCUCCCUGGAGCUCUACUCUCCACAAUACGUGAUGCUGGUGGAGGAUGACGCCGUCCCGCUCAUGGAUAUCUUUAGUGCCUUCUUCCAUUUGGUGCAAGUUCGUUUCCCUAAUGAACCUCUAGGGGGAGGGCUAUAUGCCAAGUUGUAUCAUCCUGAACGACUGCAGGGUUAUUUCAACCCCGAGCCCAUGCGGAUCUUGGAGUGGAUUGGCCUGGGAGGAAUAUUAGGUUUGAUUCUCACUUGGCUGUACACAGUUCAAUUUAUUCGUUCGCGGUUUCAUUGGCAUUUAUUUGCGGCCUUCACCCUCUAUGCCAUGCUGUUGGCAGAACUUGCAGGUCGACAUUAUCUGUUGGAAUUGCGUAGGGUAUCGCCUGCUCUUUACAAUGUGGUGCCCACUACAGAAUGCUGCACACAAGCCAUGCUGUUCUCCGAAGCCUCUGCCCGCAGGACUCUGGGAUAUCUAAAGGAGUUACAAUGUAAAAAAGGGUAUGCCAAGGAUAUCGCUCUGUACAAAGAACUCUGGAGAAGGAAGGAGCGGGCAUGGGCAUUGGAGCCCAACCUGGUGAAACACGUGGGGAUGUUCUCUUCUCUCAGAGGGUCGAAGCCAGGAUACGAGCCCCAGCUGCUGUGAUUGUUUUUAUAGAUGGAAAAGUAAAUUCCCUGCAGUUACAAUACAAGGUGCACUUCAGUCCCGCACAUGCGCAUUAGAUUGUGGCGCAUGCGCCAGGUUACAUAUUGCACAUGUACUUUCUUUAUGAAAUGUAAUGCAAAUCUGAAUGUUUGAAACUAGGUGCCUUAUAUUUGAUGUGAUUUUGCUUAUUCCAAUCAAAAUGUUUUUCUUAUACCGGGAGGUUGAUCUUCAUGAUGUUCAUGUCAUCCUGCACCAGAUAAAAGAACCAAUGUGAGGGAAAUACAUCUGGCUGGGGUCAUAUAAAUUGUACAGGCAGAGAUCAUCCUGGCCGUAUCGGGAUAGAGUGGAGGAGAAGACCUGUGCUGUGCAUAGUUGGCUCCAAAUUAAAAGAAACCCGUCACUUUCUUGCUGCCUGAUUAAUGAGACAUCAGGGCGGUCACUAGUGCCUUCUGCUUGCCCCGCUGGGCCUUGACUGAUAGAUGUCACCUAUACCUAACCUCCCUGAAACAAGGCCAUACUUGCUAGUUAAUGGGAUACUCUGCCCCUAGACAUCUUAUCGAUAAGAUGUCUGAUCACAGGGGUCUCGCCGCUGGGGACCCCCCGCGAUCUCCCUGCUGCACCCGGCAUUCAUUUAGAGCACCGAGUGAAACCCCGGAGGCUCGCGACGUCAUG